UGCAGGAACAGGCCUGCGGGGCCCUGGCGAAUCUGGGAGUGCACCAGCAGAACAUGGUGGAGAUCGCUCAGCUGAGCGGCAUUGGGCUGGUGAUCGCGUCCCUGAAGCGGUUUCCCACAGAGCCUGGGGUCCAGGAGAACGGCUGCUUCGCGCUCUCCAAGUUCCUGACCAUGCCCAAUGAGUCCUACCGGCAGCGAAUGAAGGCGGCGGAUGCCGAGGCGGCGCUGGACAUGAUCAAGAACUCGAAGCCUUCCUUCGAUGUGAAGAUCUGCUGCAACGUGCUCUUGCGGCGCUUGGGUGAGGAGGGUGGCGGCGCGCCUGCCCCAAGCCCUGGCCCUGGUCCGUGCCCUGGCCCCGGCCCCGGCCCCGGCGGCCCCGGGCCCGGACCCGUGAUGGGAUCCGCGGGCGGGUUCGGGGGGCCGCCCCCCGGCAGCAGCUUCGGGAUGGGGCCGCCUAUGGGCGGCAUGUCGCCGCAGCAGCAGCAGAUGCAGAUGCAGCAGCAAAUGGCGAUGCAGGGCUGGGGGAAGGGAGGCCCGGGCCCGGGCCCGGGCCCGG
Messenger RNA from Effrenium voratum, 555 nucleotides. The record is from the annotation of a GenBank genome assembly. NCBI's taxonomy places the organism in Eukaryota, Dinophyceae, Suessiales, Symbiodiniaceae.